AUGGGCCUGUGUUCCUAUGUGUCAUGGAGGCAUCACUACCGGAUAGUCUCAUCAUGCUGGCUGACUGAGAAUCUGCAGCAGAAGGAUGAUGAUCUCAUCAAGCCGAAGAAGCUGCCAAAUCCCGUCCUGGAGUCUCACCAACACCGAGCCCUUCAUCGAGAGCUGCUGUUCUGCUGCAGACGAGGUCUACUGCCCAGACAAAAGCCCGAGCUGCUAAAUGUGCUGGAACACAGGCAGAGGCAGCAACAGAAGCAAAGAGAACGAGCCCUCCGGACCCCCUCCGACCUGGAGCUGAAGCUACGCAAAAGGCAGCAGAAAAUACAAGUGUAUGAGUUGGAGGAGCUGAAGAGGAAUGAAAAGCUGAGGAAUCAACCAGAAUUUGUUCGUGUGAGAGGAAGCCUGAAGCACAUCCAGAUUGUUCAUCAGUGAAAACCAGAACAAAAAGGCAACAAAUCAGUUCCCUUAGACUGUGUAGCAUGUGCAGACGGAUGUGAGAAGCUGCUGUGUUGGUUAAUAAACAGGAGGAUCAACUUUAACAACUGGAGACCAUCACACACAAGCACAGCACCCAUCGUAGCUAA
Messenger RNA from Myripristis murdjan (pinecone soldierfish), 581 nucleotides. Its product is annotated as protein FAM107B. NCBI's taxonomy places the organism in Eukaryota, Metazoa, Chordata, Actinopteri, Holocentriformes, Holocentridae. The record is from RefSeq and is a predicted model, not a curated record. The transcript has 4 exons. The coding region runs from base 1 to 429 and encodes 142 amino acids.